This is a messenger RNA of Homarus americanus (American lobster), 1809 nucleotides long. RefSeq names its product transmembrane protein 241-like. The record is from RefSeq and is a predicted model, not a curated record. The coding region runs from base 133 to 1071 and encodes 312 amino acids. NCBI's taxonomy places the organism in Eukaryota, Metazoa, Arthropoda, Malacostraca, Decapoda, Nephropidae. The transcript has 7 exons.
UGGUCAGUCCCACACAGCUGAGUUGAUCGGUGUAAACAAAUGUGACACACAACACAGCUGGGCCGACGUGGACACUUCACUCAAGGCAGGUCGCCUGGCAGUGGGUCGCCUGGCAGUGGGUCGUCUGUGACAAUGACACCAACUAAGCAACCAAUUGACUUCCUUAUAUACCUCAUUCUGUUUGGAUCAACGAUAUUUGUCAAUAAGUAUGUGCUCUCUGUGCUGAACUUCACCUACCCCACUAUCUACCAAGGCUGGCAGACCCUGGUCGGGGGUAUCCUCCUGCGAGUUCUUCUCUCAAAUAAAUGCCUCUCUGUAUCUGCUACAGACUUGGAUAAACCCGGAUUUAUAUCACUUUUGCCAUCAUUUCUCUUCUUCUCAGCUGGCAUUGUCGCAAAUUCCAAAGCUCUUGCUAACUUGAGUGUACCUGUGUUUCUAUGUUUACAAAAUACACUGGGAGCGAUGCUGUACCUGAUGGAAAUUGCUCCAAGCUUCAGGGGUGGUUCUGGACCCUUCCCUCUCCUAGCCAGCCUCGUCACCAUUGGGACGGCUAUAACUGCUGUCCUCGCUGAUAUUGAUAUGACGUUUUCAGAUUCACCAUACUUUUGGAUGCUGGUGUAUCUAGCAUGUGUUGCGGUACAGACCCUUCACUCCAAGAUUGCUGAUGCUCGCUAUACUGACGUUGACCGACUUUACUUCUCAUAUGUGUUUAGUGUUGUGGUGUUGGCUCCAGCGUCAUUAUACUUGGAAGAGGCGUUUGAAGUGCUCCAUUUUCCUCACGCUAUGCGGUAUGACUUUUAUGCUGGCUGCCUCCUCUCAGGGGUGUUAGGCUUGUUCCUUAACCUCUCAUUUAUGAAGGUUCGGAGGCAUAAUUUCUUUUCAAUAGUGGACGCAUCAGGAAGAUUGCUCACCUCUCUCCUAGCACUUGCCACGUUUGCUGAUGUAACAACAGUCACGGUUAAGAUUUUAGUGUGCGUAAACCUUGUGUCUGCUGUUUUUGUGCCUCUUCCAACCAUGAAAGAUGCAGAAGGGUUGGACGAGGCAACCGAGCCACUUAAAGAAGGAGUGUAAGAUGGAAGUUUCACUUGAUCAAGAGAGCAAAGAUGGAAGUUUCACUUGAUCAAGAGAGCAAAGAUGGAAGUUUCACUUGAUCAAGAGAGCGAAGAUGGAAGUUUCACUUGAUCAAGAGAGCGAAGAUGGAAGUUUCACUUGAUCAAGAGAGCGAAAAUGGAAGUUUCAAUUGAUCAAACAGUGUAAGAUGAAAGUAUCAAUUUAUCAGUAAAUACUGUGUUGAAGUUCUAAGCUAAUAUAAAUAUGGCAGCAUACUUGUACUGUACUGUUUAUGGAAAUUAAAUUGAUAUUAAUUUUAAAUACUGUAUACAGUAUUAAUCAAUGUUGAACUUUACUGUAAACCUUUAAUGGUGUAUAUUAAUGAAUAUUGUGAUGUUUUGGUUUUUUCUAUUUGUGAUGUGGAUGAUAAGUAUGUGUAAGGCAUAACACCUAAUGCUUUAAUAAAUCACCUCAUUUUGUUUAUCAUUCACCUUAUCAUCAUCAAGAUGUGGUGUAAGCAGUAGGUCUUCCUUCAGAAGGUAUAGAGUGUAUACUGUACCUGUAUGUUAGAUGAUCAGUGGGAACAUAGAUAGUACUAUAGGUUAGGGUUGUAAUUAACUAUUAUUUUAGUUAGGUAGUAUAUAGCAUUUUUAACUUGUAAAUUAUAAAUAAGUAAGACUACAGUAGCUGGUUAUUUUACUGCUCUCAUGUGUAAAUUUGAUCCAAUUAUUACAUGCUCUAAUAAAAAAGAAAAAUUUA